This is a messenger RNA of Paramecium octaurelia, 2108 nucleotides long. The record is from the annotation of a GenBank genome assembly. NCBI's taxonomy places the organism in Eukaryota, Ciliophora, Oligohymenophorea, Peniculida, Parameciidae.
AAUUAUUUCAAUUACGCACUAAACAUGCAUCCUACAACACAAUUACUAGAAAAUGCAAGAGAACGCGUAACAUUUCCAGUUGGAGAAUUAACAAAGCUCCUUUAUGUUAAUGAUGAGAUAUAUGAGACAUUUAUGAAGGCUCAAAAGAUAAUAGCAAAUGAGCCUACCAUUCGCAAUCAUCCAGAUUAUCACAAUUGGAGUCGCAAGCAAUAAAUCAUAAAGUCCUAUGAGAAAUUGAGGAUUAUGCAUUAGCAUUUCAAUUUGGCUAAUGCUGUCCACUGGGCUCCCCUUCUGAGCAUCUUCUAAGGAACAACACCAACAGCAGUAUCCUUUGCAAUGACAGUGCCUGCCUUGAGAUUUCUGGGAACAGACGAGCAAUUCAACUUAUGGGGACCCAAAUUCCUGACCAUGGAGAUCGUUGCCGCCUAUGCCUAGACAGAGAUUGGUCAUGGAAGUGACGUGCAGAAUUUGGAAACUACCGCCACUUAUGAUCCUUAGAGCAAUGACUUUGUUCUUCACACUCCGGCGGUAUCAGCAGUUAAAUGUAAGCGGCUAUGGAAAUCUAUCUAGUUUGGCCUGGAGAAUUAGGCUUUUUAUCCAAUUAUGCGCUGGUCUAUGCCAAGCUCAUUUUCAAUGGCAAGAACAAGGGAGUCCACCCUUUCAUGGUGUAAAUCAGAGACAAUUCCACUCAUAAACCCUUAAGAGGAGUGACAGUCGGGGACAUCGGGCCAAAAUUAGGUUAUACAACAAAGGACAAUGGAUAUUUGGCAUUUGACAAUUACAGAAUCCCUUUGAAUAGCAUGUUGGCUAGAUAUGUAAGGAUAGAGAAUGGUCAAUUCUCAAGACACGGAAAUGAGAAGGUAAAAAUAAGAAUGAAUUUAUACUUAGAUAUCCUAUGCAUCAAUGAUGGUGUCUAGAUAAUUGAUUAUUUUCAUUUAUCCAAGAAUGGCUGCUCAAGCUCUGACAGUUGCAAUCAGGUACUCUAUUACCAGACAGCAAUUCACAAACGACAAGAGAGAGGAGAAUUCAGUGAUUGAAUAUUAGACUUAAUAGGACAAGUUGUUACCAAGAUUAGCCACUUGCUACGGAAUGAUUUUCGCAGGAAUUAGAAUAAUGCAAUUGGUUGAUGACAAUUUCCACAGAGUCUAAAAGAAGGACUUCAGUACUCUCCAGUAGUCACAUGCCAUCCUAAGGUAUUCUUCAAAAUAUAAUAACAUUAAGUGCAGUGAAGGCCUUCUCCUCAUAAUGGGUCGUAGAUACAACAGAAUGGUGCAGAUUAUCUUGUGGUGGCCAUGGUUAUGCUCAUUAUUCUGGCAUUCCCGCAGUCUAUUUUGAUACUGCUCCUAAUGUUACACUAGAGGGAGAGAACUAAGUGAUGUAUCUGCAAGUGUCUAGGUACUUGCUCAAGGUGUUAUAAUAUGCAGAAAAGACUCCAGAGAAAGUACCAUUUUACUUCACCUUUGUAUUACACAUCAAAGAGACUUUAGCAAAUAAAGAUUUGAGUAUUUAUUACCACAACGUAUUCUAGACACUUCAUUAGGACAUUGGCUUAAGUUAACUCUGACAAUCCAAUUGAUCCAAGUUGGUAAAAGAAUCAAGGACUUAAUGAAUACAGGCAAGACAUUCCAACAAAUCUGGAAUGAACAUGUUGGUAUCCAUUUGUUGUCUCUUGCUUAAAGAUAUGCUGAAUAUUUCAUCUAUCUUGUCUUUCAGGAGUAUAUUGCAAAUGCUAAUCCUUCUGUUAAAGAGAUAUUGCAAUAACUUUGUGACUUAUACUGUGUAUAAACCAUACUGGACAAUCCAAAUACACUCAUUGAGUCCGGCUAAAUUACACAAGAAUAAUUGAAAUCCUUUAAUGAAUUGAAAAUUGAAUUGUUUGCUAAAAUUAAACCAUAGGCAAUUGGGUUGGUUGAAGCAUUCAAUUUUAAUGACAAUGCUCUAAGAACUUGUAUUGGGUGUCAUGAUGGAAAACCAUAUGAAUAUAUCUAUGAUUGGGCAACAAAGGAGAAUUCAGUCAAUAAGGUACCAUAAGCAGUAAUUGAUUUAAUGGGCACAAAAAUCAAAGCAAAAUUAUGAUAUUAAUAAUAUAUUAAAUUAAUAAAAUGGUG